AGUACGACUCUUCGGACAGCCGGAUCAUUGUGCAUGGAAGACGUUAUCUCCCAUGAGCAAUCGCUCGCUUUUACUCGCCAGACCAUUAAUGCGGCCGACUUGGCGGAGUGGCCAGAUGCCGCCUUGGUCGGUGCCGGUCGGUUGGAGGACGGGCGCGUCUUCACCGGCUCCUCGAAUGCAGAGGCUCGGCCUCUUAAACUGAAGCAGCUCACCUUCACUGACUCGCGGGGUCCAUCCGAGGACUGCGAAUGUAUCGCCUUGUCGGCAGAUGGCAAGCUUCUCGCGGCAUCGUUCAAAAGUAGCGACGUCCUCAUAUGGCGAAUAUCCGAUGGUCUAUUUGUUCAACAUCUCCAUCAUCAGGGGCAUACAGACCUUGUUAGAUCCCUCUCCUUUUCCCCCAUCGACUACACUCUUGUCUCAGGGUCCGAUGACAUGACCACAAUUGUGUGGGAUACUCGACGUGGCCGCGUACUUCUAUGUCUGGAAGGACACCGUGGGCCAGUGCGCAGCAUUGCAUAUGCUCCCCAUGGCGCGAUCAUCGCCACCGGUUCUGAAGGCGACGACAGCUCGGUGAAGAUUUGGGACGCGUCGAGUGGGGCAUGCCUGCAUUCCUUCAGCGUUGAUGAAUACGUGUACAAGCUCACGUUCUCUCCAGAUAGCUCAAGUCUCUGUGCUGAGCUAGGCAAAUCCUGCAUCAUCUAUGACAUCCACACCUUUACGAGUACUGCUACGUUACAGCAUGCCGCUGGGAAAACGCUCUACUCGUCGAUGUCUCGCCAAGGCGAUCGAAUAGUUACCUGCCCGGUUUCGGGAGACCGGAGACAAGUGAAGAUCUGGAGCACGGUGACAGGCGAGGAGCUUCUCACAAUUGAUCAUCCGAAGAAGCUCUCGUAUCCGGUGGCAUUCUCCCCAGACGGAGCUGAAGUGGUGGCGGCUUGUGAUGCGGACACGGCAGCCGUCACCUACGACUCGCGUACGGGCCAGGUCCGUCAUAUCUUCAAGUUGUCGAACCUGGCAGAUAGUGCGGCGUACUCCCGAGACGGGAACUAUGUCGCCUUUGGCGCCGAUGACCGCGGCCAUGUCGAGCUGUACGAUGCAAAGUCUGGAGUAUUUCUCGCAAGAUUUGAUGGGCAUAAAGAACAUAGGCUCGCUUUGGAUAUUCAGUUUCCAUCUGACAGUCACACAUUCCUAGCACAAUUCAGGAGUGGUCCCUUACUUCUAUGUAACAUUCAGGAUGUAUUGCGCAUACGAUAGUAUAGUAUUGGCGCAACGUCUGCUUAGUUCAGUUGUACUUUAAAAUCAUUCUAACUACAGUGAACAUGUGGUAAAUAUAAUGUGACGUGCGCCGGUAUGGGAUGCGUGC
This is a messenger RNA of Phanerochaete carnosa HHB-10118-sp, 1363 nucleotides long. RefSeq lists its product as uncharacterized. The record is from RefSeq and is a predicted model, not a curated record. Lineage: Eukaryota; Fungi; Basidiomycota; Agaricomycetes; Polyporales; Phanerochaetaceae. The transcript has a single exon. Gene Ontology annotation, molecular function: protein binding. The coding region runs from base 34 to 1254 and encodes 406 amino acids.